Helobdella robusta is the source of this 1068-nucleotide messenger RNA. RefSeq lists its product as hypothetical. NCBI's taxonomy places the organism in Eukaryota, Metazoa, Annelida, Clitellata, Rhynchobdellida, Glossiphoniidae. Bases 1 to 1068 code for a protein of 355 amino acids. The record is from RefSeq and is a predicted model, not a curated record. Gene Ontology annotation, molecular function: phosphatidylinositol binding; protein binding; superoxide-generating NADPH oxidase activator activity. The transcript is spliced from 12 exons. Gene Ontology annotation, biological process: superoxide anion generation.
AUGCCAAUAGGAAUGAUGGAAAGCCCAACAGUUUUACAGAAAAUACAAUGCACUAAAAUUAAAAAGUCAAAAGAUCCGGAGUUUGUGUUGAAGGUCGUUUGUAAUGACUGCCCUGCUCAUGAGAUCACUAGGAAGCAUCAGGAUUUAUGCGACUUCAUUACAGAAUUGAUAACAUGUUACCCCAAGUUUGCCAAAGACUUACCAAAAAUGAAAGGUUGUGAUUGGUUCAAUAGAGGUUUCUUCAAAAAUAAGAACUGCAAGAUUGAAAUUGAUAACUUUUGCCAGAAACUUCUCGACCUACCGGAAGAUGUGAGGAACGAUGAGAUGAUGGUCACAUUCUUUUCCAGCUUGUCUGCCUUCCAAAUUGCAUGUUCCAAGAAGAAGAGGGAGAUAGCCGAACAGAAUGGAAUCGGAGAACCAUCGUACGACUGUCUCGCCUUGAUACCGUCUGAGAACGAGACCAAGAACAACGUCAUCAUCAACGACAACAUAUACGGUGAAGGACUGCAGAAGACGUUCAACAUCCCUCCGGUCGACAAGGUCGUCAAGACAUCAGCCACAUCAAAGAAGAACCAGUCGGACAGUGAAGUUUACGAAUCGUCAACCGCCUACGCUCUCUACUGCGACAUCGACUUGAAUAAAGAAGUAAAGUGCAAGGAUUCGAACGCUAUGCGCUCUUGUAAAGUAAAAUGUUCACAAAUAUAUUGCUCUUCCCCGCAUGAUAUUCCAGUGAUCAAGCCCCACACAGCCACGGACGUCAAUGAGAUUUCAGUUCAAGUUGGGCAGUUGGUUGAAAUCCUUGAUAACCUACCUAUUGGUCUGGUUAAAAUUAGGUGGUCUGGUAGGGUGGGCUUCGUCCCGAACGUCUGUUUGGACUUGAAAGAAAAAAACUCUGUUAUGAAAUUCGGAAUGGCAAGCAGCGAUCAGUCGAAGGUGAAGCCUGUGGCCAACGUGCCGCCUCUCAGUGGCCCCCACACCAAAACUGAGGACAACAUCGAACAAGAGGUAGCGUUGCGAUUGUGUGGCUUGUGUGGUGCCAUAUUCAUAGAAAUGUACUUUGAUCAUUGA